AUGGUGAAGUUUGCAGGAUAUUCUUUGAUUACUUCAUUUACCCCAUUUGAUUCUGUUAUUCUAAAACAAAAUCGCAGAUUAUCAGUAAAUUUAUGUUACAAGAAUCAAAAUAAUUCAAGGCGCCUGUCUUCUUGUACUAAUAAAGAUAUACUACAUGCAAAAGCCGAGAUGGUUGCCAGGCGCUAUCUUCCUCCUUGGUUUAGUGUUGCUCCGAUGAUGGAGUGGACAGAUCAUCAUUAUCGGACUCUUGCCCGUCUCCUUUCAAAGCAUGCAUGGCUCUACACAGAGAUGCUUGCAGCUGAAACAAUUGUCUAUCAAAAGGGGAAUUUGGACAGAUUUUUGGCAUUUUCUCCAGAACAACAUCCUAUUGUCCUUCAAAUUGGUGGGAGUAAUUUGGAGAACAUAGCAAAAGCGACUGAACUUUCUAAUGCAUAUGGCUAUGAUGAGAUCAAUUUCAAUUGUGGGUGUCCUAGUCCAAGAGUAGCUGGGCAUGGAUGUUUUGGUGUUCGUCUUAUGCUUGAUCCAAAGUUUGUUGGUGAGGCUAUGUCAGUAAUUGCUGCCAAUACAAAUGUCCCUGUUAGUGUUAAAUGUCGAAUUGGUGUUGAUGAUCAUGAUUCAUAUAAUGAGCUAUGUGAUUUUAUCUAUAAGGUUUCUUCUUUAUCCCCGACAAGACAUUUCAUUAUACAUUCACGGAAGGCACUGCUCAAUGGUAUUAGCCCAGCUGAAAAUCGAACAAUUCCCCCCCUGAAAUACGAGUACUAUUAUGCGCUCUUGCGUGACUUUCCAGACUUGACAUUUACACUAAAUGGAGGCAUUAAUACAGUUGAUGAGGUAAAUGCUGCACGAAGUGAAGGUGCACAUUGUGUUAUGGUUGGACGUGCUGCAUUUAAUAACCCUUGGCACACUUUGGGACAUGUUGAUACUGCAAUUUAUGGUGCACCAAGCAGUGGUCUGACACGACGUCAGGUCCUUGAACAGUAUCAAGUCUAUGGGGAUUCUAUCCUUGGAACAUAUGGUAAUAAUAGACCCAAUGUCCGGGAUGUGAUGAAGCCGUUACUCAACCUUUUUCGGUCGGAGCCUGGAAAUGGUCUGUGGAAGCGAAAAGCUGAUGCGGCUUUUCUGAAGUGCACUACAGUCCAAUCCUUCCUUGCAGACACCAUCGUAGCAAUUCCGGACUCUGUCUUAGAUUCGCCUAUUGCAGAUGCACCAGCUGGUCGUAAAGAUCUUUUCACAGACAUUCACAAUCUGCUACCUGCUCCAUAUGCAGCAAGAGAAGAGGAGGUACUAUAUGCUUAGUUUCUAUAGGAUUCCAUACAAGGCAGGAAAACAAGUGGUAUUAAUGUAUUCAUUCCAAUUUUUGGAUAUGGGCCUGAUUGGUCAGUUGUAGCAAUAUUUAACAAUUACAUUAGUGAAUAGUGCCCUAUUCUUUCGUCACCCUUAU
Pistacia vera is the source of this 1441-nucleotide messenger RNA. Its product is annotated as tRNA-dihydrouridine(20/20a) synthase-like. The record is from RefSeq and is a predicted model, not a curated record. The transcript has 12 exons. Gene Ontology annotation, biological process: tRNA dihydrouridine synthesis. The coding region runs from base 1 to 1296 and encodes 431 amino acids. NCBI's taxonomy places the organism in Eukaryota, Viridiplantae, Streptophyta, Magnoliopsida, Sapindales, Anacardiaceae. Gene Ontology annotation, molecular function: tRNA dihydrouridine synthase activity.